Phytophthora sojae is the source of this 573-nucleotide messenger RNA. RefSeq lists its product as hypothetical. The record is from RefSeq and is a predicted model, not a curated record. Gene Ontology annotation, biological process: DNA recombination; DNA integration. Lineage: Eukaryota; Oomycota; Peronosporomycetes; Peronosporales; Peronosporaceae. The transcript has a single exon. Gene Ontology annotation, molecular function: DNA binding. The annotation marks the transcript as partial.
GGUCGCUGCUACAACCUGCAUCGUUUGGACGAUAGCGAGAACCCCAUGGACGCAUUGACGCAUUUGACAGCAUGGCUUUCCUACGUGCAAGGGAAGACUGAUCAUAGCUGGAGCGACGGUGACUACGUCUUUCCGGCGCUGUCAAAAGUGGCUAAAAGUGUGCUGAAGUCCGACACUGCAUCCACCGGUUGUGAAAAUGCGCGUGUAAAAUGGGGCAAGAAGAUGUCUGAGCAGGCAUUCAUCACCCUUCUCAACUGCGUUGUGCGAGAUAUGAAUCGAAACGGGAAAUCGACGCGUGGCUACGUCAAGCAGGAGUGGCGUGAUAUCUGGUUCACAUCUCACACGUUUCGUCGAGCUGGGGCGCAAUACAGGUUCCCGUUUGCUGUUCCCGAGCGUGGGUGGUCACUGCGCAUGGUGAAGUGGUGGGCAGGAUGGACCUCAAAUGAGUCGGCCGAGACGUUUGUGCGCUAUCUACUGGACCAAGCGGCUAAUGACGAAGACAAACAAUUAGCGGACUGCUUAGCGCCGGAUCGCGAAGCGCACUCCUACCACGUACUCAGGUCGGAAGCGUAA